AUGUUUGAUAUUUGUCUUUGUCUUUUACGACGAAAGACAAAAAUCGUGCAAUGUGCGGGGUCGAAAGACAAGUUUUUAAUUUUUAAACCAAUAAAACUUGGAUUAUAUGGUCACGUGAAUUCUGUGGAGCCUUUCUUUCCCGCCAAAAGAAAAAAGAUCGAGAACGCCAUGGAGAAUACAGAAGACGAAGUCGGUAUAUGGACAGCAAGCAAAGAGGAGCAGCUUGUCGAUCUGUGGCAAGAAAAGGCUUGUCUGUAUAUGGUUACGUCUCCAGAAUAUUCAGACAGAAACAAGAAGCUAGCAGCCCUGAACGAAAUUGCAACUAAACUUUCUUCAAACGUGAAUCAAGUAAAAAAAAGAAUCGCAUCUCUGCGCACGCAAUAUGCACGCUCCCGCAGAAUCCCAAGCAGUGGAAGUGCACGACCAAAAAAGAUGAAGAAGACUCAAUGGAUAGAAGACCGCCUUCAAUUUUUAAGCCCAUAUGUAUCCAACAGAGUGUCUAUUUCUAAUUUGCAGUCUUCAACUGAAAGUUUAUCUGAGCCACAGCUUAACACUGGUGACAGUGACUGUGAUGGAGACUUGGACGACAAUGAUGCCCCUGCUGCAGAGACACCAGUUUCAACAAGCAGGCCACUGGCUGCUGUUAAAAAAUCCAAAACUGCAAAGCAGAAAAAGGAAGAGGAAGAACUCUCCAUUCUGAAGUCUCUUGCAUCAUCUUUCUCUGCAGAUGAAAAUUUAGCUGCAAAAAAGGAUGCAAAGCCAAGCCCUUCAGCUGCCUUUGGGGAAUACGUUACACAUGCUUUGUCUGUGAUGGAUGAGAAAACAAGACUUGUUGCAAUGAACAACAUUCAAAAUGCUCAGAUGGGCUCUUUCUCAAAUGAAUUCAACAACCCAUAUCAUGCUGGUCAACAUGCUAGAAUGCAGUCUUUCAGGCAGUCACUUGACCAGCAAGAUAUGAGUGAAGGGCCAUCGUACGGACAAUUCUAAUCUUUAAAAUUCAUACAGUAUAUUGCUUUCACUGCACUCUUCAAUGUUAUGUGAGUUGGUUUUAAUUAGCACAUUAAAUAUUGUAUUGAAAACCAAAAAGUAGAAAACAAAAAAUGUUAUGUACCUUAAGA
Messenger RNA from Rhopilema esculentum, 1118 nucleotides. RefSeq lists its product as uncharacterized. Lineage: Eukaryota; Metazoa; Cnidaria; Scyphozoa; Rhizostomeae; Rhizostomatidae. The record is from RefSeq and is a predicted model, not a curated record.